Messenger RNA from Entrophospora sp. SA101, 450 nucleotides. The record is from the annotation of a GenBank genome assembly. NCBI's taxonomy places the organism in Eukaryota, Fungi, Glomeromycota, Glomeromycetes, Entrophosporales, Entrophosporaceae.
AUGUCAAUUGAGGUCUUGAGAGUUUUAAAUCAAUUGUAUCCAAAUAUCAAAGAGUUUGUUCCUGAAGUCACACCUAAAUCAAAGAAUUUUGUUCCUGAAGACACACCAGUCCUUGAAACAGUACCUGAAGUUGAAGAACUUGUUAUGCCUGAACAAUUCCAAAAUCAAUCAAAUUUACAUCAAAGAGAAAAUAUACUUGGAAAAGGGAGAGUCGAACAUCGUAGAGCCCUUCAUGGUAAUAUCCAAGGAAUAAGAAAACCUUCCUUAAGAAAGCUUGCUCAUAGGGGAGGAGUCGAGUAUGUUCGUGGUAUAUUAAAGGAAUUUCUUGAAGAUAUAGUUGGAUCUGCAGUCACUUAUAUGGAACAAGCAAGACAUAAAACAGUCACAUGCAUGGAUGUUACAUAUGCACUAAAAAGAAAAGGCAAACUUCAUUAUGGAUUUGGUGUAUAA